UCGCAGCGGCCGUGGUCGUAUCGGGGAAGCAUCCGACGGUGGAGGCGAGAGCGACGCUCGCCACACGCAGUUCCGCUCUCAUUCCCUCUCUGCUCGAGCCACAGUGUCUCUUCCCCAACGACUCGUCCACCAUUCCCUUCUCCAGUGAAAGGAAUCUCCCUCUCUCAGAGCCCCAGUCCCACACCACUUCCUAUUGUUCGUCGUUUACACCUUCCGGAAGGCUAAGCUGCAUCGCCUAGCUUGCCUCUGUUUGGUGUCUGUCGCAGCCGCAGCUUCAGCCGGUGUCAGUGGUUCUUGGUCGUUUUACUCAUCCGUCUACCGCCAAGGUUCUCCAUUUCUUGGAUUCCGAAGGCUCGCUGUCACCGGCCGGCACGACGCUCUUCGACCCGAGCCCACAGAGAAGCCGGCCACGAGCUGCAGCACCGCCACCGCGCCGGCGAGAGGCGGAGAAGAAGAUCGUUUCGUCGUCAGGUGGAGAUACUAGACGGUAGAGAGGGAGAUACCGGGCUGGUGGUGCAGACACUGUUUCCACGUCGGGCAAACUCGGGGAGGGGGGACAGAUAGCCGCGACAUCCACCGGUUGGCAGUCAGUUAGCUGCUUGAGCUCGGUGGUGCAGUAGUUAACCGGUAUUGAACGUUUGAGAAAGGAGGGGCCAACGCUGCGCCCAACAGAUCGAGAAGAAGAUCCAGCAGAAAGAUCGAGGAGGAAUCGAGCGAGCCAAGAUGCUGGCGUGCAUCGCCUGCUCCGCAAAGGAAGGCGGGGAGGACGGCUCCCGUGCCGCGGCCACGCCUGCCGUCAAGUCGCUCACCUCACAGCUCAAGGACAUGGUGCUCAAGUUCUCCGGCUCCGGCAAGCAGUACAAGGCGACGGCCGGGAGCCCGUCAUUCAGGGGCAGGGGCUACGGCCGCCAUUACCCUGGCUUCAUCGACGACGCGACCUUCACGCCGGCGAGCAGGUCCGCCGUCGAUGGCGCGUACGCGAGCAGCAGGGCGGGCGCAGCGGCGACGGCGGCCAACGGGGGCGCGCGAGCCGCCACGUCGGCGACGUGGGACAUGACCGGGCGCGGAUGGCCGGGCAUCGACGAGGAGGACGGUGGCGUCGGGGUGGACGUCGACGCCGCCGUGCCCAGGGAGUGGACGGCGCAGGUGGAGCCCGGCGUACAGAUCACCUUCGUCACGCUGCCUGGCGGCGGCAACGAUCUCAAGCGCAUCCGCUUCAGCCGGGAGAUGUUCAACAAGUGGGAGGCGCAGCGGUGGUGGGGAGAGAACUACGACCGCCUCGUGGAGCUGUACAACGUGCAAACCUUCAGCGGCCGGCAGCAGGGGGGCUCCACCCCCACCUCCUCCGUCGACGACUCAGUUCUGAGAGAUUCGUCCUACUCCCGGGGCGGCUCCACCCGGGCAGAGAGUCCGGUGGCCAUGAUCCCGCCGCCAUCCUCGUCGCUGAGCAGAGACCCGGUGUCCCGGAGCAUGUCGUGCAAGGCGAUGAUGCCUCCGCCGCCGCCGUCAGGCAGCAGCUACGCCGCGGGGCCUUCCACCAGGGCGGCGCCGUGCUACCCGUACGCGGCGGCCGUGCCGGACCCGUCCGACCACGUCUGGGCGCACCACUUCAACAUGCUCAACUCCGCCGGCGGAGGCCCGUCCUCCUAUGACCCAUCGCGCGCCACCACGUCGUCCCGUGACGAGGCGUCCGUGUCCAUCAGCAACGUCAGCGACACGGAGGCGACGGAGUGGAUCGAGCAGGACGAACCUGGCGUCUGCCUCACCAUCCGCGAGCUCGGAGACGGCACCCGCGAGCUCCGCCGCGUGCGGUUCAGCCGGGAGAGGUUUGGCGAGGACAGGGCCAAGGUGUGGUGGGAGCAGAACAGAGACAGAAUACAAGCUCAGUACCUGUAAUUCGUCGAUGCAAACGCUCGAUCUGCAUGCUUCACAAGUUAAGCUAAUGGCCGAAAGAGUGCGUGAGGGAAGGAUAUCGGGAUAGAUCGAAAGAAAUUAAUCGUGAUGCUUGGGUUGGCGAAAUAUGAAACUUUUGUCUGAUAAUCUCUAGACGUGCUCCGCUGCGUUGUGUAGACUGUAGACAUGUAUAAACUCAAUAUGCUCAACUAUCUUUGGCUCAGUUUACUUUGCAAGGCAUAAAUUUGGUUCA
Lolium perenne is the source of this 2146-nucleotide messenger RNA. Its product is annotated as protein Brevis radix-like 2. Lineage: Eukaryota; Viridiplantae; Streptophyta; Magnoliopsida; Poales; Poaceae. The record is from RefSeq and is a predicted model, not a curated record.